Molecule: messenger RNA, 7653 nt
Organism: Oryctolagus cuniculus (rabbit)
Lineage: Eukaryota; Metazoa; Chordata; Mammalia; Lagomorpha; Leporidae
Source: RefSeq, a predicted model, not a curated record
UGUAAAGGUAUUAGACAACUGAACAUAUAAAAAGAGAACACUGAAGGCCGUGGAGCUCCUCAUUUUAUUCUCACUUUUAGCACUGCAGCAUUGAUGAUCCACCUCUGCCUGGACACAGAUCCGUAAAGCCCUUUCCUAGCUCCACUUUUUAUUUUAACUUUCAGCCCAGCCACUCUGAUGGUCCACCUCUGCCAGGAUACGGAUCUGAAAAGUUCAUCCUGGACCCUGAACAGCUCAGAGGGAGGAACCAGACCAGCAGUUCCUCACACCCUACUCUCUUUUUUUCUGCACAAUGGCUCCAUAACGACUGCUCCAUAAUGGCAGUGUGUGGGGCCCUGAUGCACACCAGGAUCACUCUUCUGCUGCUCUGCCUUGAGGUAUCUCUGUCCAUUCAUGGCCUCUCCCAGGCCAGGCCCUCCCAGCAUUUCAGCUCCCCGGAAGUGGUGAUCCCCUCGAAGGUGACCAGCACGGGUAGAGGUGCAAAGGCUCCAGGAUGGCUCUCCUACCGCCUGCGGAUUGGGGGCCAGAGGCACAUUGUCCACAUGAGGGUCAAGAGGCUGUUGGUUUCCACACACCUCCCUGUGUUCACCUACACAGAGCAGCAUGGCCUCCAGGAGGAUCAUCCCUUUGUCCCUGAUGACUGUUACUAUCAUGGUUACGUGGAGGGGGCCCCCGAGUCUCUGGUUGCCCUCAGCACCUGUUCUGGGGGAUUUCGAGGAAUGCUACAGAUAAAUGACCUCAUGUAUGAAAUUGAACCCAUCAGGCACUCUACCACAUUUGAGCACCUGAUGUAUCAGGUAGGCAGUGAUGAGACAGAGUCCCCGCACAUGAGAUGUGGGUUAACAGAAGAGUUAAUAGCACGCCAAUGGGCAUUUCAAGCAUCAUACAAUUUCUCUCUGAAACCACGUUCUCAUCUGAAUUGGUGGACCCACUGGCGAUUUGUUGAGCUAGCAGUGGUUGUGGACUAUUUUAGAUUCGAGUACUCUCAAAGUAAUGAGACAGUAGUGAUGUUAGAAGUAUUUGAUAUAAUUAAUAUGGUGGAUGAACUUUACUAUCACAUAGAGGUUGAUGUCAUUUUGACAGGGAUUGAAAUCUGGAGUGAGGGAAACCCAGUUGAAAUAACUGGUGAUUUAUAUACAGUUUCAGAGCAAUUUGCUAUGUGGAAAACAUCAAGUUUUGAUGAUCGUCUUCACCACGAUGUUGCAAAUCUUAUCAUAAAAGAAUUUCAUGACAGCAUUGGUGUGUCCUAUAUUAAAGGAGUAUGCCAACAUCCUCAUAAUUGUGGAGUUGAUGUAUUUCAAGACAAGAGGUUGGGUGCUUUUUCGCUUAUUUUGACCCACGAGCUUGGCCAUAGUCUGGGUAUGUCACACGAUGAGGAAUGGUGUACUUGUGGAGAACAGUUUUGCAUAAUGAAUCCCAACAGAGAGGCCUCACGGCGAUUCAGCAACUGCAGUUAUUCCCAAUAUAUGGCGAAUACCAUGGAUACUGGAACGUGUAUAUUGUCUCCUGCAAAACCAGAGCAUGUCGUAACGUUGAGCUUCUGUGGGAACCGCGUGGUUGAAGAAGGGGAGGAAUGUGACUGUGGAUCUUCACAGGAGUGUUCCCAAGAUCCUUGUUGUCUGAUGGACUGUGUUCUGAAGCCUGGGGUUGCUUGUGCUUUUGGAGGUUGUUGCAAAGACUGUGAACUCCUGCCACAAGGAACUGUAUGUAGGGAGCAGACCAAUGAAUGUGAUCUUCCAGAGUGGUGCAAUGGGAUGUCACACGUGUGCCCAGAUGAUGUAUAUAAACAGGAUGGUAUCCUCUGUAGCACAAAUUCCUACUGCUAUGAAAAUGCAUGUAAUAACCACGAUUCUCAGUGUAAGCAGAUUUUUGGCACAGAGGCCCUGAGUGCAUCUGAAAGUUGCUACAAUGAAAUGAACACCCAAGGAACUCGUUUUGGCCACUGUGGUAUUGAAGGCACCACAUAUGUAAAGUGUAUGGCUCCUGAUGUCAUGUGUGGGAGAGUUCAGUGUGAAAAUGUGCUCACAGUUCCAACACUGGUAGAACAUUCUACAGUGCAUCAGUUUCACCUCAAUGGCACCACUUGCUGGGGCACUGAUUAUCACCUAGGGAUGUCCAUACCUGAUAUCGGUGAAGUGAAAGAUGGCACGGUGUGUGCUCCAGGCAAGAUGUGCCUCCGCAGGAAAUGUGUCGAUAUGGUUAAGGCAUCAGAAACCUGUCAGACUCAGCAUUGCAACAUGAGUGGGGUCUGCAAUAAUAAACAGCACUGUCACUGUCACCCAGGAUGGGCACCUCCCAACUGUACUGUCAGGGGCUCUGGAGGUAGUGUAGAUAGUGGUCCACCACCACCAGUACCAUUUGAUAAGAACCCACCAGUGCCAGUGUCAACUAGAAACAAAAUAAUGCUUCUUCCAUCCACAUUACUCCUCAUUCCUUUGAUUCUUUCAUGUUUGUAUUGCUUCCUUGUGCUGUGUAAGAAAGAAAAGCCCAAAGAGGAAGCAGAGGAAGAAGAGGAAGCAAAGGAAGAGGGAGAAGAAGGUGAAGAGGAUUGAGAGAUAAGGGAGAGGAAGGUUAGCACUAUUGUUUCCUUCAAAAGUAUCUCUAAUUAUUCUUUUAGUUAUAGAAAUGGGACAUGUUUAACUGUUUAGACAAAAAUUUGUUGGUACCUUAUGCUUAGGUCAUAAGCGUUAAAUAUUACAUCUCGAGAUUCCUACAUACUCUUUCUUUGCAGCAUUUUCAGCAAUAUUAAACAUUCAUUUCUCCCUAAUUUGUAUCAUUAUUCUCGUUUAUAGCAAUUUGUAGUCUCCAGCAGCAGACACUGAGUUGGAUCUUAGGGUAAAAAAAUCACUUUAGACAGUAAAGGCUGUGAAAAAGAGGGUGAACAAGUCAGAGGUGCAGAUGAGAAGUCCAGCUACACUCCCUGCCUGGCCAGUCUCAGUGAAGUAUUAUCUGAGUUGUCUGAGUGGGGCCAUCGUGGCCUGAGCUUCUUACCCCCUCAUUGCUUUUUCACCCUGGAAAACGUUAGUGCCUGUGAGGCGCCCUUCUGAAACUCUGGCUGAAGUGUUGACAUCUGCAGGCCCCCACAGGUCGUGGAUAGCUGGUGAGCAGUGCCUUCCUCUCAGGCAGAUCCCAAUGGCUUUUCCCAUUGUUAGAGUGCACAACCUUGGCUCACUUUUCUUUUUACGUUCUGGCAACAACCCCUGGUGGAGACAUUAACAAAGGGAAGUUAGUGGGAUGAACCAUAGUCUCCAUGCUGUGGUGUGCAUGUUGCCAUUCUGAGUCUUUGUAUUCUUAUCACAUAUUAACUAAAGUUCUCUGUAAAUACAGUCCUCCCCUUGUUUUGGUUCUUCUCUGUUGCUAAGGUCAGUGCACAACCCCUCUACUGAGCCAAUUGUGUUUCCUCCACACCUACCUGUUUAAAUUUAAACAAACCUUUUCGAUUUUAUCCUAUAGAUUUCUCUCUCCUCCAUUGGCAGGAAAUUGCUAUUUUGUAUAGAAUCAGAGAGGAUGCUGGUGCGCAUGUCUAUUGCUUGCCAUCAGAUAUUCUCUAGCUGUUUUGUAGUUCAUGAAAGGCAUUUAAGAGGAAUCCUUCAAUGCUUUUGUUCUUAGAGCUACUAUUUUAUCAGUACCUCUUGUUGUAGGCUCAAUUCUAAGAUUCUUUCAUUUUAUUCCCCUGCCUUAGAGUCUUUGUGUAACUCCUUUCCAUGUGCUUGGGUGGGAUGGGUGAAAUCUCUAACCUGCUUCUUACCUAGUAUAUUAUAAAUGUUCUGUGAUAUUUUUUGUGAUAACAUAUUUUUCCCAAAGAAAACUUUUAUUUAAGGAAUACAAAUUUCAUAAGUACAACUUUAGGAAUAUAGUUAUUCUUCCCACCAUACCCACCCUCCCACCCACACUCCCACCCCUCCUCCUCCUUCUCCCAUUCCCAUUCUCCAUUAAGAUUAAUUUUCAAUUAACUUUAUACACAGAAGACCAAUUCUAUGCUAAGAUUUCAACAACUUGCACACACAGACACACACACACAAACUGUGAACACAUUUUACAGUUAAUUCUCUUAAUACAACUCACUGAAGACAGAGGUCCUGCAUGGGAAGUUAGUGCACAGUGACUCUUGUUCUUAAUUUAACAAUUAACACUCUUAUGUAUGACAUCAGUCACCACCCGAGGCUCUUGACGUGAGCUACCAUAGGGACAGUUCUAAGGAGGCAGCAAAACUUCCCUCCUUCCCUUCUCCUUCCUUCAACCUCCUUCCUUUAAUUUUUUUGCAGAUACACUUUCAAUCUACUCUAUAAUCACAGGCUUAAUUCCCCACUAACCAUAGUAUUCAAAAAGUAAAAAGCAGGAAAACCAAAGUUCCACAGAAGUAUAAGUAAGGGUUAAAAAUAACAGUCAUAUCACAGGAAUUCCAUUUUAUUCCUAUAUGUUUUUUGAUAUUCUAUAUUAAAUGCUGCAUAUCAGAGAAAACAUAUGAUAUUUGUCCUUUGGGGACUGGCUUAUUUCACUAAGCAUAAUGGUUUCCAGUUGCAUCCAUUUACUUACAAAAAAAAACAGAAUUUCAUUCUUUUUUGUGAGUGAGUAGUAUUCCAUAGUGUAUAUAUAGCACUUUCUCUUUAUCCAGUCAUCAGUUAAUGGACAUCUGGGUUGAUUCCAUAUCUUAGCUAUUGUGAAUUGAGCUGCAAUAAACAUGGGGGGGUGCAUAUAACUGUUUCAUAUGCUGAUUUCAUUUCAUUUUGGUAAAUUCCCUUCCUCUUCCUUUCCCCUUCCCCUCUCCCUCCCCUCUCCCUUUCUAUGUGUAACUCUGACUUUCAAAUAAAAAAUAAAUUUUUAAAGGUCCUUGCUGUUGUGGCAAAGUGGGUAAAGCUGCUAUCUGAUAACAUAUUUUAAUUUACUUUAUAGUCAUAUGCUUAAUGUUCCACUAAAUAAAGUGAUCAACAAAUUAAAAAGUAUAAAACCAUCGUUCAACACAUUUAUAGACAAUGGCUCUAUAUAAUAAUCAACUCGUAAGAUAGCAAUUUCCUUCAUAUAUAUUUAAAUUUUAUUUUUUUAAAAUGUGAUGUUUUUAUUUUGGGGUCUGGAUUAUUUCACUCAGCAUAGUAGUUUCCAUAUGCAUCCGUUUUGUUGCAAAAACCAUGAUUUCAUUAUUUUUAUGGCUGAGUAGUAUUUCAUUAUGUCAUGUACCACAUUUUGUUUACCUAGUUAUCUGUUGAUGGACAUCUGGAUUGAUUUCAUAUCUUAGCUAUUGUGAAUUUAGGUUCUGUAAACACGGGGGUACAAAUAACUCUCCAUAUGGUGACUUCAUUUCUUUUGGGUAUAUUCCCAAGAGUGAUGGCUGGGUAUUAUCAUAGAUCUAGUUUUAGGUCCUGAGGAAUCUCCAUACUGUCCCCAACAAUAGUGGUAUCGUUUACAUUCCCAUGAAUACUGUAUUAGAGUAUCUUUUCCUCAACAUCCCCCUGCCCCAGUGUUGGUUGUCUUUAUAGUUAGAUGAUAGCUAUUUUAACUAGGGUGAGGUGAAACCUCUUUGUGGUUUGUAUUUGUAUCUCCCUAGUAACUAGUGGUCCUGCACGAUUUUUCAUUUGUCUGUUGAGUCAUUUGUAUUUCAUCCUUUGAAAAAUGGCUAUUCAUUCCUUUGCCAGUUUCUUAAUUAGACUGUUUGUUUUGUUGUUGUUGAGUUUCUGAGCUCCUUAUAUAUUCUGGAUAAUAAUUCUUUAUCAGAUAUAUAGUUUGAAAGCAUUUUCUCCCAUUCUGUUGGUUGCCUCUUUGCUUUGUCAACACUUUGUAUUUCUUUUGCUGUGCAGUAGCUUCUUAGCUUGAUGUCAUCCCAGUUGUCUAUUUUUGGUUUUAUUACUUGUACUUCUAUUAUGUCAUCCAGGAAAUUUCAUGUGAUUAAGUUCCUUAACUGAGUUUUCUAUUUUCCUUUCCUUCUCUUCUUUUCUCUACCCUUCUCUUUUAUUUAUUUAUUUAUUUAUUUAUUUAUUUAUUUAUUUUGCUGAGUGAUAGCUGCAUUUAUUCUUAAGGAGGCCAUAAAUUUGUCCUUUAGUUUCAAAAUUAUUUUCACAUCAAUUCUCAUGUUAAUGUGAUAUUAAUACAAAGAGAACAUAUUCAGUGUAGUUGAUAAAUUGUUUCUUCCUUACUUCCCCCUCUCCUCCCUCCAUGCCUACUUCUGUCUCUCUUUCUUUUUAAGUUUUGAUAUAGCAUGCUUUUAAUUUACAUUGCAGUCUAGGGCUUAAUGCUCCAGUAAAUAAAGUGUUUAAAAGUAAAAUGUACAAAGGCCCUCGUUUUGUGGGUUUAUAGGCAAGGGCUGUAAAAAUAAUCAAAUGAAAGCAUGACCAUUUCCCUGCUAUUCAGUAAAUUUUUAAAUAAUCACAAAUCAUUAAAAGUAUAAAAAUAUAUCAUUCUUAAUCAUUUGUUUAAGAAAGAUACAAAUCAAUGUUUGACAAAACUGUAUUUGCAGCAAUAGUGAGGUACACAGGCAUUUCUUUUUCAGUUUUUUUGAUUUUUUUAAAAAUUUAAUCCCCAUGCAUAAGAUAAGGGAGAACAUGCCGCAUUUGUCUUUCUGUGUCUGGCUUGUGAACUACCUAGGUGGCCAUAGUUUCUCCAGUUUAUAAAAGAUCUGGAGGUGAGACUUGAAGCACAUAUUGUUUCUUUCUUCCUGGAUCAAGCAAAAGCCAGUUGCCAUGAGUUCUACAGAUGAAAGGUUAUGAAAUCCACAACAUGAGCCAGCUUGACAUCAAAUCUGAAUCCAAUAUGGUCUUUGAUGCCAAUGAAGUUUAGCUGGCAAAUUGCUUGUUGCCAAGAGCCUAGCACUGGAGGCUAUGCCUAUAUUCUUCAACCAUGGAACCUGUGAGAUAAUAAAUAUCCAUUAUUUUAAGCUGCUGAAUUUGUGAUAAUUUGGUACAUUGUAUAGAAAACAAAUUCACUUCAAAACCUUGGUACAUCUCAUUUGCUUACGACUACUCUAUGCAAAGGAUAUGAUAAGAGAGACAAGAGGACUUCACCUGCAUUAGAGAUGCUUGGCCAGAGGUUUCAUCCGUGAUCCUGGUUUCCUCUCCUGGCAUCUGGCAGCCACCUAUUAGUUUUGGCAUGCUGCCCAGAUUUGUCACUGCUUCCUUGUCAUCAUAAUGCGAAACAUUGCUCAUACUCUAUACUGCUAAUGUUGCAUGUAUCCAUAUUCACGGUAUUGAAGACAGUAGUGUCUGUUAACAGUGUGUCUCCGAGCUUAACUUUUUAUUUCAAAUACUAUAUUAUUAAUGAUAUAGUGAUGUGAAAGUCAGCCAAUUGCCGAAAUGAUUUUGUCUGAACCAAAAUUUAUAUUUUAAAUGUUAAUGAGAUUUAAAAUGCUGAAAGUUUAGUCCUCUGUACAUUUUAAUGAACUUACUCUAAGGUUAAACCUCCCAUUGAAGCUUUACUUGGAAAAUUGAAAUGAAAUGGUUAGAUCUGGGGCACCUUGUGAAAACCAGAAAAUAAGCUACAUUGAUUAACCUAAUGGUCAUGUUAGGAUUCAGUAGCUGAUGCAAGCUGUUUGAUGAGAAGGCUGCUGUCCCCAUUAUGUGGUUGGAGACACGUGGGCAGUGUUCCUGGUCCCAAACACAUGUGCCACUUGCAAUUACCCAACAAGUAUGCCUACUUUCUUUCUUUUCUUUUCUUUUCUUUUUUUUU